GUUUCCUCUUCCGCCCAGCUCCCUGUCUCUGAGAGGUGCAGCUCUUAUUUAUUGCAUUUCUGCCAUUAACGGUCAGAGACACUGACAUCCUCAUCCUCAACGCUUCAUGAUGUCUACAGCUCCUGCUGUCUGCCUCUUCAUCCUCGCCUUCGUCCUGGCAAGCGGAGAUGGAAGAUUCAUCGGGCCUUACUCUCCACCUCUGAAAACCUCCAGCCUUUCAAUGACCAAAAACAUGUGCUCUGACUGUGCCAGGAUCAUAGAGCUGUUUUCUGAUAUGCUUUCCCAUCCAGAUACACAGGACAUGAUCCAAGAAACUUUCCUGGAUGUUUGUCGCCGUCUCCCUCCUGGCUGGGUUAUUAACGACUGUUUGGAUUUCGUGCGAAAUCAUCUGCCGACAGUCAUACAGAGAUUCAUUGCGUUCACUGCUCUUAGGGAGGGAGAGAUAUGCACGGUGCUCGGACUGUGUGCUGUACAGCCAGAGCACAAUGCUCCGGAGUUGCUCAAUGUUGGGUUGCAGGAAGUGCAACCUUUCAGAGGGACCGCUCAGGAGUUACAAGUCAGCCCACAGUGCACCUUCUGCCUUUUCCUCAUCAAAAAACUGGAGAGCAUGCUGCCGAAAGAGCGAACCGAAGAGACUGUAGUGAAGCUUCUGGAGAAAAUCUGCGACCACUUGCCUGAACACUACAAAGAGCAGUGCACUGAUAUUCUGGAAAAUUACGGCAAGCAGAUCAUCGACUUCCUGCUCACGUCUGCCACUCCGCACACCAUAUGCAUGUUCCUGCACUUGUGUCUAGUCCAGGAAACACCUGCUCUGGAGCCGGUCUUGCCCUCAGACUGUAAAACCUGUAAAGUCCUCAUGAUCCUGACUCAGAUUCACCUUGGCCACAAUGCCACAGAGACCCAGAUGACCUCUUUGCUCUGGAAGACGUGCCACGUUCACCCCAACACCCUUCCAGGGUGUGAGCCGUUUAUCUAUAGUCAUGCCACGAAACUAGUGAACAUUCUGAGCAAACAAGAGGAAGCUGUAAACACAUGCCAGAAGUUCUUCUGUGCUGGAAAUGAAUAACAUGAUGGACCUUAAAGCAAAGAACCGGCUCAGUUUCUCCUGCUGUCUUGUGUUUUACAAUAUUAAACUUGAUUAAACUUUUUUUCAUACACAGUAAUGAGAAGAUGAUCAUGUAGUCAAAUAUGUGAUUAUUUAAAAAAAAACUGUCUGUCUUUUUCUGUAAUGGAAAUGUAUAGAGAAGAUUUUUAAAUAAAUAAGUCCUGAUGGAUCUGCUGAUCUUUUACUGCAGUUUAUAUUUUACACAUAUACUAUACUGACUUGUUUUAUUUUUGAUUGAUUGCUCAACUUUCCUUGUAACUUCAUAUUAUUAUUAUUAUUAUUAUUAUUAUUAUUAUUAAUAGUAGUAGUAGCAAUUUUCGAUAUUCAAAUUCAAGCCAUAUCUCAGAUUUCAACACCAUGACACUAUGGAGGAAUCAACAUUUCUGUAUGUAAAAAAUAAUAAUAAAGUAUAAAAAUGUCAGAGCAGGUGA
This is a messenger RNA of Hemibagrus wyckioides, 1536 nucleotides long. RefSeq names its product surfactant protein Bb (gene sftpbb). The transcript has 10 exons. The record is from RefSeq and is a predicted model, not a curated record. Bases 107 to 1066 code for a protein of 319 amino acids. NCBI's taxonomy places the organism in Eukaryota, Metazoa, Chordata, Actinopteri, Siluriformes, Bagridae. Gene Ontology annotation, cellular component: lysosome. Gene Ontology annotation, biological process: sphingolipid metabolic process.